This is a messenger RNA of Drosophila guanche, 869 nucleotides long. It is a transcript of the gene Su(var)205, whose product is annotated as heterochromatin protein 1. Bases 180 to 806 code for a protein of 208 amino acids. Gene Ontology annotation, cellular component: pericentric heterochromatin; nucleus. NCBI's taxonomy places the organism in Eukaryota, Metazoa, Arthropoda, Insecta, Diptera, Drosophilidae. Gene Ontology annotation, molecular function: chromatin binding. The record is from RefSeq and is a predicted model, not a curated record. Gene Ontology annotation, biological process: chromatin organization; negative regulation of transcription by RNA polymerase II. The transcript has 5 exons.
AGUGUUGUUAAACGCAUCGCAGGACCGGCGUCACUUCGCGUAAGGCGCACUUUUUUUCUCUCCAGAAUCGUUUUCCCGACGUCUACGUUGUUUGACUAAUCAAACCACCAAACUAGCUACUUACUCUUUAUUAAAUCGUCGCAUCCAAGUGAACAGCACUUUGAAUAAAGUAAAGCAAAAUGGGUAAGAAGCCUGACGACGCCGAGAGCACUCAAUCCGAAGAGGAGGUGGAAGAGGAGGAGGAGUAUGCCGUUGAGAAGAUUUUGGAUCGCCGUGUCCGCAAAGGAAAAGUGGAGUACUUUUUGAAAUGGAAGGGCUAUCCCGAAACUGAAAAUACUUGGGAACCCGAGAGUAAUCUCGAUUGCCAGGAUCUUAUACAGCAAUACGAGCUGAGUCGCAAGGAUGAGGAGAAGUCCGGCGGUGGCGCCAAAAAGGACCGUCCUGGCAGCAGCGCCAAAGUGAAGGAGACGGGCCGUAGCUCCACUGGCACAGGUGUGCCAGCCAGCAAGCGCAAACAGGAGGAGCCUUCGGCAGCUACCAAUGGAAAAUUAAAGCGCACAGAUCAUGACCAGGACUCUAGCAACGACUCGAAUAGUUCGACAACCACGGGUUUCGAUCGCGGCCAGGAGGCUGAAAAAAUUCUUGGCGCCUCUGACAACAAUGGCCGCCUCACAUUCCUGAUUCAGUUCAAAGGUGUCGACCAGGCUGAGAUGGUGCCAUCCUCGAUAGCUAACGUAAAGAUACCCGCUAUGGUGAUUGCCUUCUAUGAGGAGCGCCUCUCGUGGUACUCGGACAACGAGGAUUAGUAGUGGUAGAGUGUUAGCCGAGGCAAAAGAGUAAAUAAUCUUAAAUAAAAAACUUAAAAUAUA